CUACGAUGAUGAUUAAGAUCGCUCUCUUGAUUCUGGUCUCCGGCUGCUGUCGGUGCGAACAAGGAGCUGUUGAGAAUAAUGACAAACUCAACGCGUGUCCGGGAUCAGCAGGCUGCCGGGACACUGACAUCUACCCCAUUUCUGUGAAAGUGGGCGCUCUGGAGGAGAAAAUGUCAAACAUGGCAGAAAAAAUUACGUUUUUGGAGAGCAGACUGCAAAACGCGGAGAAACAGGUCCUGGAGCUGCAGAGCCUCGGAGGGACCCCACAGGUGGCUUUCUCGGCAACUCUCAGGGAUACCGGCUCCGGAGACACAGGACCUUUCACCACUGCUAUACCACUGCAAUAUAAAAAGGUUUUCUCCAACGCUGGCAACAGUUACAAUCCUUCAACAGGUAUUUUCACAGCAAUGGUCGAUGGGAUGUAUUUCUUCCGAUUCUCGAUGUUCAACAACCUCAGAUCCACUCCCAACUCAGUGGUGUGUCUCAAGAAGAACAGCGAGCUGCUGACAUCCGUGUGGGACACCUCCGGGUCAGACGGCAAUGACAUGGGGAGCAACGCUGCGGUGGUUCCUCUGAACGUGGGAGACCAGGUCUACGUGGAGCUGCAGGCCAACAGGAUCAUCUACGACGACGGGAUGCACUACAACAGCUUCACCGGCUUUCUGCUCUUCACCCUGUGAAUCAGACAGCAGCAUUCCUCUGCAAAGCUGUCAAAUAGAUGUAUCGUCUGUUCUGUAUUCUUCUUGAUUUUAGCAAGUCCAACUUAAACACAGUUGAUAAUAAACUAUGGUUUAAAAAAGA
This is a messenger RNA of Cololabis saira (Pacific saury), 801 nucleotides long. Its product is annotated as complement C1q-like protein 3. Gene Ontology annotation, molecular function: protein binding. The transcript is spliced from 3 exons. Lineage: Eukaryota; Metazoa; Chordata; Actinopteri; Beloniformes; Belonidae. Bases 6 to 680 code for a protein of 224 amino acids. The record is from RefSeq and is a predicted model, not a curated record.